AUGUUGACAGGAUGGAGGCUUACCUUAUCAAGAUUUUUCGUGAUACCGCAACGAUACAUACUCGGCCUAAUGGGUUUUUUGGCCAUCCUCAACGCUUACACAAUGCGUGUCUCACUAUCCAUCGCCAUCACGGAAAUGGUGACACCGGAAAGUUCCAAGGAAAUCUUUGACCCCGACGCUUGCCUCGCCACUGGAAACAAAACCUCCACUGCCACUGUCACGAACACAGACAUUCUGUACGACUGGGACGAAACCACUCAGGGCCUGAUCCUGAGCUCCUUCUACUGGGGUUACGUGGUCACCCACCUGCCAGGAGGCAUCCUGGCCGAGAGGUUCGGGGGCAAGUACACCCUCGGCAUCGGCAUUCUGUCGACGGCCGUCUUCACCCUGAUCACCCCCUGGGUCAUCCACUACACCGACGGCAACUGGAAGGUCCUGGUCGUGCUCAGGGUGAUCGAAGGACUGGGAGAGGGAACCACUUAUCCUGCUUUGAACGUUUUGCUAGCCAAAUGGGUUCCACUCAACGAGCGUGCAAAAAUUGGAACUUUAGUGUAUGCUGGAAGUCAAGUAGGAACGAUCGUCAGCAAUAGCAUAAGUGGCGCCCUCAUCAAUGCAACCAAAGACUGGGCUUCUGUGUUUUACUUAUUUGGGGGACUAGGGCUUCUCUGGUUCAUUAUAUGGGUAUUGAUAUGCUAUUCGGAACCAGAGGAUCACCCGUUCAUCAGUGAUAAGGAGAAAACUUUUCUGAAGAAAGAACUAGAGAACGUAUCGACCGAGAGCAUCCCCAUCCCCUGGCGCUCUAUCCUCUCCUCGCCACCCUUGUGGGCGCUAGUGGCCGCCCAGAUCGGCCACGACUGGGGCUUCUUCACCAUGGUGACCGACCUGCCCAAGUACAUGGCCGACGUGCUCAAGUUCGACGUCAAGGCCAACGGACUGUGGUCGUCGCUGCCCUACCUGGUCAUGUGGCUGGUGUCGAUGGGCUCAGGCUGGCUGUGCGACUGGCUCGUUGCCGAGGGGUAUAUGCGACUCACGUUCGCCAGGAAGUUUUUCACCACGAUAGCUGCCACCGGCCCCGCCAUCUUCAUCAUGGCCGCCUCGUAUUCGGGUUGCGACCGCGUGCUCACCGUCGGCAUGUUCACCAUCGCGAUGGGCUUCAUGGGCACCUUCUACUGCGGCAUGAAGGUGAACGCACUGGACCUGUCGCCGAAUUUCGCUGGCACGCUCAUGGCGAUUGUCAAUGGAAUCGGUGCCAUCACUGGCAUUCUGACGCCCUAUGUGGCUGGAGCCCUCACCGAAAACCAUACCCUCAAAGAAUGGCGGAUAGUAUUUUGGAUAACAUUCGCUCUAUUCAUUCUGACCAACUUGAUAUACUGCAUGUUCGGCAGCGGCGAGGAGCAGCCGUGGAAUCAGCCACAGAAAAGUACUGAUGAUGGUGAACUGCAAGACACGAAAUAUGGGAGCGUCGCGAACGGAGUUCAAACGAAACCAGAAGACGAAAACUCCGCUGUCUGA
Molecule: messenger RNA, 1512 nt
Organism: Phaedon cochleariae (mustard beetle)
Lineage: Eukaryota; Metazoa; Arthropoda; Insecta; Coleoptera; Chrysomelidae
Source: the annotation of a GenBank genome assembly